AGGCCAUCAAUGAAUGAAUUUGUCCAUUAACAUUAUUUCAUAACACGUGCUGUUACGUGUCUUGGCCCCCAGUGCCUUGUAUGACAGUCCUACGCGUCCCGCCCCCCAGCUCUGAACAGUACCUAUCGUAGAGCGGCAGAGGACGGGCCCAGAACACGAGAACUUCCUGUUAGGACCCGGUCAGUAAAAAUCAAAAGAGGAGACGGUAUUUAUAUGAAGACGGAUCAUAUAUUGAAUACAGAAUAUCCUGUCUCUCAAACACUACAGUGAUAAUAAGAUGAAGGUUGAUCAAUUGAUAUUAGCGGUGUGUGUAAUCUUCACCAUAAUCCCAGUCCCAAUAUCAGCGGCGCUGCCAUUAUUAGCGUAUGCAGCGCCCGCCAUUUUUGGACUAGGAAUGUUAGGGGGAUUUGGCGACAAGCUUGGGCUAGGAGGACUUUUUGGGAAAAAGAAGAAAGAACCUUCAUAUAGUCCCAUGUUUGGCGGAUCCUUCGGGGGCAUGAACGCCCCAGAUAUGUCGAUGAUGUUCAUGUCAGGCUUUCCUCCAAGGGGCCCUGGAGGAAUGCAGGGAGGAUUCGGCGGAGGAAUACCGGGUGCUCCUGGUAUGGGAAUGGGUGGGGCUGGACUUGGAAUGGGUGGAGCAGGACUUGGUGGGAUGGACAUGGGCUUAGGGGGCGGCAUGGGAAUGGCUGGUCCCGGUUUGACAGGCGGGUUUGGGCAGCAGACAGCGAGAUUCGGACAGCAAUCGAGGAGUCAGGGACUAUCGGGAUUCGGGAGGAGGCGUCGACGACGCUCUUUUAGGCUGUGAUGGCGUUGAUUCUGAAUUCUGUGAUACCUGUCUUAGGAUCCAUGUGCGAUUCAUUGUUAUACAUGUGAAUAAAAUCUGUUGGAACAUGGA
This is a messenger RNA of Ostrea edulis (European flat oyster), 895 nucleotides long. RefSeq names its product acanthoscurrin-2-like. The transcript is spliced from 5 exons. NCBI's taxonomy places the organism in Eukaryota, Metazoa, Mollusca, Bivalvia, Ostreida, Ostreidae. The coding region runs from base 278 to 805 and encodes 175 amino acids. The record is from RefSeq and is a predicted model, not a curated record.